CAGCGGCACUAGCCUGUGUCUCUUUCACUCUGUACAGUUAGUGAGAGCUGCAGAGUUAGUAUGAGAGCUGCAGAGUUAGUGCGAGAGCUGCAGAGUUAGUGCGAGAGUGGCACAAGUUAGUGUGAGAGCUGCACAGUUAGUGUGAGAGUUGCCCAGUUAGUGUGAGAGUUGCACAGUUAGUGUGAGAGCUGCACAGUUAGUGUGAGAGCGGCGCAGUUAGUGUGAGAGCGGCACAAGCCUGGGGAAAACAUGGCUCAGAACUUUGUGAAGAGCAAACUGAAAACCUCCAAGGUGACCAUGUUCGAGAAGCCCACGUGUGCCUUCUGCAUUAGGGCCAAGGGGAUUUUAAAGAAAUACAAGUUUAAGGCUGGACACCUGGAAAUCAUUGACAUCUACAAGUUGGAUUUCAUUUCCAGCCUCCAACAGUAUUUUAUGGAGACAACAGGAGAGCGUACGGUGCCCCGUAUUUACAUUGAAGAAAAAUGCAUUGGUGGAUGUUCUGACUUGGUCCCUCUGGAGAACAGUGGAGAGCUGGAAAAAGCGCUGCAGUCUAUUGGUGCAUUGCGUGAUUAAACUAAUUUUGUUGAAAAAAAAUGUCUCUUCAUGAAGGCGGUACAGCCAGAGAAGAAUGCCGCAGUUCAUGCGCCAAUUGCUGAGCUGCUGCUACUUUUUGCAUUUAUAACACAAUACGAUUUCUAUUUGUUCUUAUUGCUAUUUUCAUCGUUUUUUACGCUUAUUACAUUACCCAAUAAAAUUAUGCUAGACAGCAAUAUUAACCUAA
Molecule: messenger RNA, 781 nt
Organism: Xenopus laevis (African clawed frog)
Lineage: Eukaryota; Metazoa; Chordata; Amphibia; Anura; Pipidae
Gene: glrx.S
Product: glutaredoxin S homeolog
Exons: 3
Coding region: 250-573 (107 amino acids)
Cellular component (GO): mitochondrion
Molecular function (GO): glutathione disulfide oxidoreductase activity
Source: RefSeq, a predicted model, not a curated record